AUGGAGUCGAUACUGGCACGCGCCUUGGAGUAUACUCUCAAGUAUUGGCUCAAAUCAUUCACCAGAGAUCAGUUCAAGCUUCAAGGCCGUACCGCUCAGCUUUCUAAUUUAGACAUUAAUGGCGAGGCUAUACAUGCCAGUAUGGGUUUGCCACCAGCACUUAGUGUGACCACUGCGAAAGUUGGAAAAUUGGAAAUCAUGCUUCCCUAUGUCAGUAAUGUGCAAACGGAGCCUGUAGUUGUGCAAAUCGAUAAACUCGAUCUUGUUCUUGAAGAAAAUCCUGAUGCUGAUGUGACUAAGGGUCCAACAAGUGCUCAGUCUCCUACCGCAUCUGGAAAAAGUAAUGGUUAUGGAUUCGCUGACAAGAUUGCAGAUGGAAUGACUUUACAAGUUAAGGUGGUCAAUCUUCUUCUUGAAACUGGAGGUGGUGCUCACCGUGAAGGAGGGGCAGCCUGGGCUGCUCCGCUGGCAUCAAUUACAAUACGCAACCUUGUUCUGUACACCACUAAUGAGAGUUGGAAGGUUGUAAAUCUGAAAGAAGCAAGGGACUUCUCUACCAAUACAGGAUUUAUUUAUUUGUUUAAGAAACUUGAAUGGGAAGCAAUAUCAAUUGAUCUUCUGCCACAUCCUGAUAUGUUCACUGAAGCUAAUUUAGCCCGCUCUGAAGAAGCAGACCUCAGAGAUGAUGAUGGUGCAAAAAGAGUUUUCUUUGGCGGAGAACGCUUUUUAGAAGGGAUAUCUGGCCAAGCAUAUAUUACAGUUCAGAGAACUGCACUAAACAGUCCACUUGGACUUGAAGUCCAGUUGCACAUUCCAGAAGCUGUUUGUCCAGCGUUAAGUGAACCAGGGUUACGCGCUCUUCUCCGCUUUCUAACUGGAAUGUAUCUAUGCCUAAACCGAGGAGAUGUGGAUCCAAGAUCUCAGCAGUCUGCUGAAGCAGCAGGACGUUCUCUUGUCUCUGUUCUUGUGGACCAUGUAUUUCUUUGCAUCAAAGAUGCUGAAUUCCAACUGGAACUACUGAUGCAAUCACUCCUCUUUUCACGAGCCUGUGUUUCGGACGGAGAAUCAGCUAACUAUUUGACUAAGAUUUUGAUUGGUGGGCUAUUUUUAAGGGAUGCUUUUUCUCGGUCUCCUUGUGCUCUUGUCCAACCAUCUAUGAAAGCUGCUGCCGAAGACCUUGCAGUUCCCGACUUUGCCAAGAAUUUUUGUCCUCUCAUAUAUCCAUUGGACAGCGGGCCGUGGCAAUCAGUUCAGGAUGUGCCUUUGAUCUCCUUACACUCUCUUCAGGUCAAGCCAUCCCCAAAACCCCCACACUUAUUCUCAAAGACGGUUAUCCAGUGCCAACCACUCAUGGUUCAUCUUCAGGAAGAAGCUUGUUUAAGGAUAUCUUCUUUUCUGGCUGAUGGCAUUGUUGUGAAUCCCGGUGAUGUUUUGCCCGAUAACUCUGUGAACUCUCUUCUUUUCACCCUCAAGGAGUUAGAUGUUUCCGUUCCAUUAGACAUGAGUAACUUGGAGGAAGAUUCAGCAAUCAAAGAAGACCUUUCCGGAAAAAAGUUCUUCGCUGGAGCAAGGCUUCAUAUUGAAAACUUAUCUUUUGCGGAGUCACCUACCUUAAAAGUUCGGCUACUAAACCUGGAGAAGGAUCCUGCUUGCUUCUGUCUAUGGCCGGGACAGCCUAUUGACGCCAGCCAAAAGAAAUGGACAGCUGGAGUCUCACAUUUUAGUUUGGCUUUGGAAACAUCUCCUAGCUCUACUGAACUUCAGAGCUCUCGUGGUCUGGAAAUGGGUUUGUGGAAUUGUGUUGAAGGAAAAGACGUGUGUAUAGAAGUUGCUAUGGUAUCUGCGGAUGGAAAGCCAUUGAUAUCAAUUCCCCCUCCUGGUGGUAUUGUUCGCAUAGGAGUUGCUUGUGAGCAAUAUAUUUCGAAUGCUUCGGUGGAGCAGUUAUUUUUUGUUCUGGACCUCUAUUCUUACUUUGGUAAGGUCAGUGAAAAGAUUUCGAUUGUUAAAGAAAGCAAACGCCAGAAUACUGUUUCUUCGAGUGAAGGGUUGUUGGAGAAGGUUCCUAGCGACACUGCUGUGAAACUGGCAUUGAAGGAUCUUCAGCUAAGGUUUCUUGAGUCUUCCUUUACUAGUACUCAGGACAUGCCACUCGUUCAGUUUCUUGGCAAAGAUCUUUCCGUGAAGGUAACUCACAGAACCCUUGGCGGCGCAAUUGCAGUGUCUUCUAAUAUAUACUGGGAAAAUAUUGAGGUUGAUUGUGUAGAUACCGACGUACAACAUGAACAUGAGAAUAGCUCGAAUGGUCACUUAGUUAGCUGUAAUGGGUCUACCCCAUUGAGGCGUGUCUUUUGGAUUAUCAACGGGAGACAUGAUGGGCAUAGUGGCAGCACUCUUGUGACACCUUUUCUUGACAUAAGCGUAACACAUGUGAUUCCCCUUAGUGAAAAGGAUAUGGAGUGCCACAGUUUAAGCAUCGUGGCUUGCAUUUCUGGCGUACGUCUAGGAGGAGGAAUGAGCUACACUGAAGCCCUUUUACACCGAUUUGGAAUUCUGAAUCAUGAUGGUGGUCCUGGAGAAGGCCUGUCUAGAGGAUUAGAGCAUUUAUCUGCUGGUCCUUUGUCAAAACUUCUCAAACCAUCUAUUGUUGACGAAAGGAAACAGGAUGGAACUCCGGGAAACUGGAGUGGCGAUGGCUUCCCACAUUUGGGAAGGCCAGAUGACAUUGAUGUUUCCGUUGAGUUAAGAGACUGGUUGUUUGCAUUAGAGGGCAGAGAAGGGUUGGCAGAAAGGUGGUGGUCGAAUGAUAAUGAAGAUGUUGGAAGAGAAGAAAAGUGCUGGCACACGAAUUUCCGUAAUUUCCGAGUAAUAGCCAAGAGUACACCAAAGCAUGUGGAUGCAAAUGGGACAGAAACCAAGUAUGAUUCUCACAAGUAUCCCGUGGACUCAGUUAUUGUCAGUGCUGAAGGUUUACAGAUAUUGAAGCCUCAGAUGCAGAAAGGGACCAGUUCAACAAACGGAGUUCACGAAAAUGGUUACUUACCUGGAGGGAUAAACAUUGAAGCUAAUAUCGUGGCAUCUGAAGACAAAUCUGGUCAUGAUGACGCGUUAAACUGGGUGGCGGAGAGUCUGAAAUUCUCUGUUAAGCAACCUGUUGAAGCAGUUGUUACAAAGGAUGAGCUGCAACAUUUGACAUUCUUGUGCAAAUCUGAAGUUGACGCGAUGGGAAGGAUAGUUGCAGGUGUUCUACGUGUGCUGAAGCUUGAAGAAUCUGUUGGCCAGGCAGCUCUAAAUCAACUAAGCAACCUUGGAAGUGAAGGUUUUGACAAGAUGUUCUCCCCAAAAGCGAGCAGAGCAGGCACUCCCAAAAGCUCACCUUUUGCUGUUUCAUCAGAUUCAAUGAGAGAGAUUCCCUCACGUACAGACCUGGAAUCUACCAUUUCUUCCAUUGAGGAAACGUCAAUGGAGUUGGAGACAAAGUGUUCAGCUCUAGCUUCUGAUCUCAGCGAUUCAGAGUCUUCCGCGAAACACAUCGACGACCUGAAGCAGAAACUCGAGAGCUUGCAGAGCUUGAUGGCUAAAUUACGAACCCAAAUCUAA
This is a messenger RNA of Thlaspi arvense, 3597 nucleotides long. The record is from the annotation of a GenBank genome assembly. Lineage: Eukaryota; Viridiplantae; Streptophyta; Magnoliopsida; Brassicales; Brassicaceae.